GCCUCAGCGUCUUCCGUCACCGAUUGGUAAUUUACCGAUUAUCUACCUAUCUACCUAGGUACCUAAUCUUAUUUACUUUUGCUUACCGACGAGAUGUGAUGGGUUUUUGUUUCUUGUAAUUAAGAGUUUAUUCUUGCUUUUUUGCUCUUACCACGGCAAUUGGGUAGUUAGACAGGACAGCACCCAGCAAUCUCCCUUCCCUUUCCUUUUCGUCAGCUUCGUGUUGUUAGCUACCUAGGAGCGCAAUUAAAAGCUCGAUAUACCUCGACCAUGGCGGGCCAAGUAAGACAUCCGAUCGAUACGGCCGCGUUGGAACGCUACAUUGCUCAGAAUGUACCCGAGAUCAAGCUGCCGCUAGACGUGAAGCAGUUCGGCUUCGGCCAAUCCAACCCAACCUACCAACUCACCUCCCCCGACAAAACCCGCUACGUCCUGCGCAAAAAACCCGCCGGCAAACUCCUCUCCCAGGCCGCCCACAAAGUCGAGCGCGAGCACCGCGUCAUCGCCGCCCUCCAAAACACCCCCGUCCCCGUCCCCCGCGCAUACGCCCUCUGCCAAGACCCAACCGUCCUCGGCACCCCCUUCUACAUCAUGUCCUUCGUCCACGGCCGCAUCAUCCACGACCCCUCCAUGCCCCAACCACACGCCCAAACCCCCGCCGAGCGCGAGGCCCUCUGGCGCGCCGCAGUCGAGAGCCUAGCCGCUCUGCACAGCGUCGACCCGGACGCCGUGGGGCUAGCCACCUUCGGCAAGAAGGGCGGGUUCUACGCGCGCCAGCUCGCGACGUGGAAGCACAUCUGCGACGUCCAGGCGAGCACCAGGGACGUCGAUACCCAGGCGCCCGUGGGCGCGAUCCCGCACAUGGACGACCUAGUGGCGUUUUUUGACGACGAGGCGCUGCGGCCGCGCGACCGCGCUACGCUUGUGCACGGCGACUAUAAGAUCGACAACGUGGUGUUUGCGCCCGAGGAGCCGCGCGUGGCGGGCAUUCUGGACUGGGAGAUGAGCACGAUCGGACACCCGCUGUCGGACCUGGCGAACCUGCUCAAUCCGUUUUACCUCGUUUCCCUAUCGCAAUCGCCGUCUUUCGCCCCGUCGUCGUCACCGUCGUCGUCUUCGAAAGACGGUAGUGUUCCGAGCCAGACCGAGGCUAUAGCAGCCAUAACCAACGCCGGAUUUCUCCCCGGCGCCACGCCCGGCCUGCCCACGCCCGCUGCGGUGUUAUCCUGGUACGCGGCGGCCGCGGGCUGGGACCCGCGACCCGACGAGGUAGCGUGGGCCUGCGCGUUCAGCGUGUUCCGGCUCGCGGCCAUCUGCCAGGGCAUCGCGGCGCGCGUUGCCACGCGUCAGGCUAGCAGUGCCGACGCGCGUCGACACGCUGCUGCUGUGCGGCCGCUCGGCGAGUUCGCGUGGGAGCUGGUGAGGAAAGAGAAGGAGAGGCGGAAGGCUACGUCUGGUAGUGGUGCCAAGUUAUGAUGUUAUGAUGAACCUUUAUUUUUGCCUCUCUCGUUGUGUUGCUAAGCCUUAGAUAUAAUCUAGAGUGAAGAAGCAUUUAGCUAGAUGGAUGUAGGAAGCUUCACAUCUUGUUAGAAACCUCUAAAUAGCGGUGAGAUUACUUGGGCCGGAAUAUGAGCUACGAUCAUAAAUUCAUCAUUCAUCUCAUGUCAACAUAUUUGGAUUUAUUUUCAAUGAGUCCUUAGUUAUAUUAUGAAGCCACAGCUUUAAGUAGCACUUUUGAGAUCUAAUCAAACUCCCAUAAGCUCAUAAGUUAGUUAAAGUUUAUAUACCCCUUUCAAAGAUUUCUUUUUCAAUAUAGCAACAAGUCAUUGCAUAGAUACAU
Messenger RNA from Daldinia vernicosa, 1840 nucleotides. RefSeq names its product acyl-CoA dehydrogenase family member 11. The transcript has 2 exons. The record is from RefSeq and is a predicted model, not a curated record. Lineage: Eukaryota; Fungi; Ascomycota; Sordariomycetes; Xylariales; Hypoxylaceae. Bases 271 to 1476 code for a protein of 401 amino acids.